AUGACUUGGCGACGAAGCCUGAAGGUCCUCACCAGUCAACUAAGUCGCGUUGUUGUCGCGCUGCUCUCUCCCCGGAUGGACCGUGAGACGAGUCUAAGCAGUGCUUAUUGGUUUAAGCGCGAACCUACUAGCCGUAAGGUCUAUGGUUCGAACACAACUUCUGCAUCUCGACCGUUCCUGUCUAGGCUUGGGCAACCUGGUAGUAUCCCAGCACUCGUGCUUCCUUCGGGUGGCGUGGCAGCCAAGUACCGAAAGGCUUAUAAAAACCGCGGGUUCAAUCGCUCUCUUGAGCAUGAGCAGGUAAAGGAUGGCCGAAUGAAAUGCUCUCCAGAUCUGUUGGAACUGACCAUUCAUGAUGGAAAAAAUCCUUCAAUGAGUCCUACUCCAGGCCAAAAUUAUCUGUUACGUUCGGAGGUUAUGAAGUUACCAACCUCUGUACUAGGCUACUUUGUGAAUGACGAGUGUCAUUUAAUUCCACUUGUUCGCGAUGCACUUGUCAUGGACACAGUGAAGGAGGUCAUGAAAGAAAAGUCACGUGUCCCUGAAAGCCAAGACCACGCAAACACGUCCCAAACACCAACUACAAGUACAGUUGUAUCAGCUCGUCUGAAAUCGAACGAUCCGGGUAAUCUGCGUGGCCAGAUCGGCGUCCGUCGAAGACCAACGGAUAACGAUCCUGACGUUUUAUUCCGACAACAACAACAUUUGGCCCCGUGGCAUCCCGUCCGUUACAAACGCUUCAUGCCCAGUGAUGCCUUCGAAAACCGUAUACCACUGCUCUAUCCCUAUGAAGAUAAUGAGCUGACAGCUCGAGGAACUAGUGGUCCUCGUCAAGAUGCGUAUACAACAACACUGCUGUCGUCACUAGCUCCUGUUCCUACCACGCAUGGUCGCGUUGAACCCGUGAAUCCGCCCACUAUGGAGGAGCUGCUGCAGAGCAUCAUGAUGAAAGUGCAUGUGAUUCGGUUCAACAAACUCGUGGCUUGUGUUCGUGAACGCUUCAGUGAUCCACAUUCGGUCACAAACGCUGCUGUUUUGCAGCAUCUUCAGAAGGUGGCAGUCCUCAUCCGUGGUUGGUGGGUCGUUAAAAGCGAACUUCUCUAUCCGCCUACGAUGUACAGUGAACACGCGGCUGUCCCAAGUUCGCUGAUGAUUCGAGCACGGGACUACAUUUUGGCUGUGUUUCAUCGUGGCGAACACCUAACCAGAAAGACCAUAUCUUCGAUGACCAAGUUGCCUGCCUUGGAAGCAACAGAGAUAUUGAAGCUUGUGGCCCGGAAGAUGAACGCCACUCAGAAGGGGCACGUGAAUCACUGGGAAUUCCAUCCAUUGGAUACUGACUUCGUUCGCAAGUAUCCAGAUGUGGUUCAACAACAACACCUUACCUGGGAAGCACGAAUUCGACAGCUUUGUGGACAGCUGAAAUUAGAACGUCUUGUUUCAGAUGGAACACGUCGGAGGCGUCGCUGUUCCGGCCGAAUCUCUUCCGAAAGUGAGUCUGAGGCAGAGUUGGAAAUCCGCUCUCUAAUUUCGGGGGUUCAUGUCUCCUCAGGUGGAAGAAAAACACCCACAACCUCCCGACGGCGACGUCAGCUCAGUCUUUCACAAACUUCAGAGUCGGGUGAUAAAUCUGAAUCGAACGUAUCGUGCCAACCGGCUAGAAAGCGCGCACGAACUCAGAGCUUGUCUGCCACAUCAACCGUGGUUUCCCCGAUUCAAAUGCCACAGUUACAGUUGCCCAGCAAAGGCAUUGAACCGCGUAUACCCACACCUGAUCCCCACACCUUCUCUGUUCCAACCAGCCCUCCGGUCUCGAAAAUUCUCUCUCCACCCCUCACAUCACUAACGACAACCCCAAUCAGUAAGCAGCAAGUACUCCGCAAGAAAACCACACCUCACCGCGAGUCUCCAAUUCUUCAAGCAGUAUCGCCAGUUAAUCCGGAAACGAGUGAAACUGUCUGUUCAUCUCCAGUCUGCAAGCCGGAACCGACCAGUCCUUGUGUGCGACCAGUUCCCGGAGAAGUGGAUGGAAUCGCUUCAUUCAUACUUUCCGUCAAGGAAGAGCCUAUGGAUCUGAAUCACGUGAACGACUCCCUAUCGAAUCCUCCCAAACAUCCCGCACCAGACAGCCGGCUCGUUGCAUUUGUGCAGGAAAAACUAAGCAUGGUCCCGAUUAUCAGUCUGUCUGCUUUAGCUAAAAUCACUCAGUCAGCGAACUUCCUUCAGGAGCUUCUUGCAGAUGAGGAACCACUUCCACCACCAGGUUCGGAAGCAGAACGGGAGCUGCUCAAACCGAAAAUCUUGGAGGCUCUCAGCCACACUGACGCAAGACAGCUGCGUGUUGUUUGGCCGACAUCUUCUGAUGCCCGGCCAGAGGAGCCACUUUUCGCCACACGUGUUGCUGGCAAUGAAUGCGGAGCUGUCUCCGAAGAUCGACGAAUGCUCCGGGAUGCGAUUUUUGACGUCUUCGAACAGCAAUCUUCGUUCCGGAUGAAGGACCUACAGGAACGGCUGACAGAGUUAUCUUUGAAUGGGCUACCGAGGAACACUAUCUGCUCAAUGCUCAAGAAUCUGUGUGUGUACAAGCGGUCCCGGUAUUUUCUUCGCCCUACGGUUGUGGAUUGAGUUAAGCCUUCUCCCUAUUCCCGUGUAAAUAAAAGCCG
This is a messenger RNA of Opisthorchis viverrini, 2663 nucleotides long. RefSeq lists its product as hypothetical. NCBI's taxonomy places the organism in Eukaryota, Metazoa, Platyhelminthes, Trematoda, Opisthorchiida, Opisthorchiidae. Gene Ontology annotation, biological process: DNA-templated transcription. Gene Ontology annotation, cellular component: RNA polymerase III complex; nucleus. The transcript has 18 exons. The coding region runs from base 1 to 2625 and encodes 874 amino acids. The record is from RefSeq and is a predicted model, not a curated record.